AUGCGGCGUGGGCCAGGCAUCGCCGGGCUGCAGCAGGCAGCCCGGACAAAGGAGCAAUUUAAACUGACGGGGGAGGAGGUCAAGAAGAACACGUUGCAGGCCAUGCACGAGCAGCUGGCCGCCUUCCGCACCAACUUGGAGGAGUUUGCUCGGAAGCACCGCGCCGAUAUCCGACGCGACCCCGUGUUCCGGGCGCAGUUCCACACAAUGUGUGCCAACAUCGGAGUGGACCCGCUGGCGUCCAACAAGAGUUUGUGGGCCUCCACUCUGGGGCUUGGCGACUACUACUACGAACUGGGGGUUCAGGUCCGUGCCAUCCGCAAGUUGAGAGUGCUGGGAGGCGGAUUCGAUCUGGUGACCAUCGGCGGCAGCCAGUACGUGCGCUCCGUGCCGGGCGAGCUGAACCUUGACAAGAACCGGGCCCUGGAGGUGGCGCAGGGCAAGGGUUUCACCUCUGUCGCGGAGAUGUGCAAGACGGCGGGGUGGCCCGCGGGCCGGGCGGAGGACGUGUUGCAGGCUCUCACCGGCGAGGGCAUUGCCUGGGUGGACGACGGCGCCCCUGACGGGGUCCGGCUGUUCUGGUUUCCUUGCCUCGGAGGUGGCUUAGACCAGGCGGCAUGA
Volvox carteri f. nagariensis is the source of this 621-nucleotide messenger RNA. RefSeq lists its product as uncharacterized. The record is from RefSeq and is a predicted model, not a curated record. NCBI's taxonomy places the organism in Eukaryota, Viridiplantae, Chlorophyta, Chlorophyceae, Chlamydomonadales, Volvocaceae. The transcript has 7 exons. Bases 1 to 621 code for a protein of 206 amino acids. Gene Ontology annotation, biological process: protein transport to vacuole involved in ubiquitin-dependent protein catabolic process via the multivesicular body sorting pathway. Gene Ontology annotation, cellular component: ESCRT II complex.